Dinoponera quadriceps is the source of this 1502-nucleotide messenger RNA. Its product is annotated as short-chain dehydrogenase/reductase family 16C member 6-like. Gene Ontology annotation, cellular component: lipid droplet. The coding region runs from base 217 to 1137 and encodes 306 amino acids. The transcript has 8 exons. The record is from RefSeq and is a predicted model, not a curated record. Gene Ontology annotation, molecular function: oxidoreductase activity, acting on the CH-OH group of donors, NAD or NADP as acceptor. NCBI's taxonomy places the organism in Eukaryota, Metazoa, Arthropoda, Insecta, Hymenoptera, Formicidae.
UCGUCUUAUAAACAGCGAGCCAUGGACAACGCGCUCAGUCGCUGCUGAGGCCAACCAGCUGUUGCGGUACAGUGAAGAUCUCGAUUGCGUUGGUAGUGGUAAGGAAAACUCUAUAGCCAGACGGUUCAGUCACGGUCCGUACGCGAACGGCGACAGUUCUUGCCGGGACGGAGGAAUUGUGUGUACCACUGUUUAAAGUCGGAAUAUCAAGCAGCCAUGAUAAAAGCGUACAAUGGCGCGUUGGUCCUGGCAGAUGUCCUGUUACUUAUUCUAAAAAUCCUGUAUUAUAUCUGCGAAAGUGUGUAUAAAUUCUUUGUGCCAACGGAGGAGAAGAGCGUAGUCGGGGAGAUCGUUCUGAUAACAGGCACGGGCCAUGGUAUCGGAAAAGAGCUGGCACUCCGUUAUGCCUCUCUAGGUGCGACAGUGGUAUGUUGGGAUGUGAAUGAGCAAGGAAACGAGGAGACGGUGAAUGAAAUUAAGAAGAUGGGAUCAAAUGCAGCGUAUGCGUACAAAUGCGACGUAUCGAAGAGAGAAGAGGUCUUUGAAGUAGCCGCGAAAGUUAAGAGAGAGAUCGGUGAUGUCACUAUCUUAGUUAACAAUGCCGGUAUAAUGCCUUGUCAUAGCUUCCUCGAUCAUACCACCGAUGAAAUUAGACGAAUUUUCGAUAUCAACGUGUUAGCCCACUUCUGGAUGCUACAAGCAUUCCUACCGAAUAUGAUUGAGAAGAAUCACGGUCACAUUGUUGCACUCUCAUCGCUAGCGGGGCUCGGUGGCAUGCCGAAUUUAGUUCCUUAUUGCGCUAGCAAGUUUGCAGUUAGAGGACUCAUGGAGGCAAUGGGCGAGGAAUUGCGAAUAGCUACUAAAGGAAAAUCAUUGAUCAAAUUCACCACCAUUUAUCCGUACAUGGUGGACACCGGGCUGUGCAAGAAGCCAAAAAUAAGGUUCCCGAAUGCCAUGCCGUUGGUUUUACCGCACCAAGCAGCCUCACAAAUAAUUAACGCCCAGAGGCGAGAUCAACGGGAAAAAGCAAUACCCGCCCUUUUCCUGCAACUCAACAAUAUUACGAGGUCUUUGCCCGACGAUGCGUUAAAGUGUAUUGUAAACUUCUUCGACACCGGUGUCGAGGCUCAUAGUUAACACUUUGCGGUCCGCGGCCCACCCGAAGACGUUUGACAAAUGUGUCCGAACGUCUCGAAGGCAUAAUACACAAGUAGCCGCGCUUAUUUCGUUGAUUUUCUUCUCAUACAAAUGCGACGCAGCUACUUCCAACGAAACUAUCGGCGUGAGACUCGGAAAUCUGUCCAAAUUAAAAAGAUUCGUUAUUAAUGAGCAUCAACGACCUAUUGAAAACAUAAUGAGAUUUCUCGGGAAUUUCCAGGAAACACGGUUAACUCGAAGAGUGUUCCUUACGUUAGUUGUAGUUUCAUCACAAACUUACUUUAUUCUUGGCUUCUUGCAAAAUCCGGUGUCCACUAUAUACGGAUAAACGGUAGUGAAUUUGA